AUGCAAUCUCGAAGACACGAAGAUUAUGCUUCCGAAUCUUCUUAUGGACGCGGCCGUCGCAACACUGAUCACGUUCCAGAUGGUUACUUAAUAAGGUCGCCUCGCUCGAAGAGGAGUUGGAGCCCUCGGAGAAUGGAACAUCCUUCUUACUCCGACCGGGUGUUGAUUCGUCAUAGGGGUGAUUCCAUGGAGAGAAGAAGGCUUGUGGACGAUGGUAGUAGAAGAAUUCGAUCUAGGUCACCUCCUAUUCUAGAGGCCAAAAGAGCACGCCCUUUCUACAACGACGAUUGGAUUGUUGAUAGAAACUUAUCUGCUGGUGAACGACAAUCAAGAUAUGAGUUCUUCGAUCAUAUGGACAUGAAACGUGGUGAUGUUGAUUCUCCUACCAGGAAUGAGUUCAGUUAUGGCCGGGGUUCUUCCAGAACAGCUAUAAUAGAUGACAAAUUUGAAGGUAGGAGGAUCGACAGUGGGAUGGGUGAAAUGGUGAGUGGGAAAUCAGCAUUUACAGGACUCUACAGAUCAACCCGAGAAGUGGGAAUGGGACCCACCUCCAGACCUGAAAGCAGUAAAGAUAUCUCAUCAUCAUCACUGAACAUUGGUUUAGAACACCCUGAUAAAGAAAGAUUUAGGUACCCAGAUACCCGAGGCUCAUUUUCAUUCGAUAAAUACUCAUCUAUGAAGCAAUAUGGGGAUGAUGGGGAUAAACAUAUGGUUCUUCUGAGGGAUCCCCCUUACUCAAAUUUGCCAGCAUCUAGGUCUAAGGAAUCAAUGAGUGCAUCUCACAUGAAGGAUUAUACAAGAACAUCUCCACAAAAGUCAAGAAUUGAUCAUUUAGGUUAUCGAAAUGACAUACCUUUAUCAAGAGACAACCAUCCAUUGAACUCUUCAAAUACAUCACAUUCACACCCUUUGUCUCCCUCCAGGUAUGAACAAAGGCAGCAUUUGGACCAUGGAAGAGACCCGUAUCUGGACUACAAUGAGGAUACAGGUCAAUACCAUCAUGACACAUUUAGUCCUCCAAGAACCAGACAUCUUGACUCUUUACAUCUUCAACCACGAAUACAAGAAAGAGAUGACUACUUAUAUCCAUCUGAUGACAUGUAUGAAAAGAUGGAUAUGCGUGAGAGAGUGGACUACAGGGAUAGGGAGAUCUUGAAACCAAAUAUGUUGGAACAUGUCACACAUCGAGCAGAAGCAUCUGAUUUUUCUCACAGGAGUAGAACUUCAUUGGAGUAUCUUUCUUUGGAGAAGCCACCAGCUACACAUAACAUUGAAAAAAGAGAACAUACAAAGUAUCUUGAUCCAGAUAGUGUUCACACACGUAUUGGGAGGAAAAUAUCUAGAGAAGAGGAAAUUCCAUACAUGGGUAUGCCACAAGAUCAUGAAAUAGGACAUGUGAGAGUAGAUUAUGAUUAUAAACAUGAUGUAGGUAUAGAAUCUCAUAAGGAAAGAAGAAGAGAUUCACCAAGAUUCUUAUAUGAAAUGGAAAGGAUUAGACCUACUGAAAGAACACAUAGGAUGGAAGAAAGACAUGACCUUUCUCCAUAUGACUCAUCAAGUAGGUUUAUGAAGAGGAAAUACAUAGUGGAUGAUGAAGAAAAUAGGAUUCCAAUUACUUCUAGAAGACACAAUCAAGAUUUUAGUGAUGAGGAGUGGGUAGAUGAGGAAUGGAUAGAUCAAGAAACCAGAGGUUCACAUUAUACUAAAAGAAGGGACCAUAUCCAUGACCAUGGGUUCAGUAGAAGGGUAGACAGGAUUUACGAUGAUGAAACAGAAGAACUCAUGCAUGAUCAUCAUCAUCAUCAUCAUCCUAUGAAAUUUGAAGAUAAAUAUGCAAAAGGGUAUUCAAGAUCUGGUGGUUAUAAUUCUAAUUCUAAUUCACACCAUCAAAACAAAAAGCAUGCUCUUUCCAAAUGGAAGAAUCUACCAAGAAGAAGUGAAGUUGACAUUGAGAAUGACAAUGACAAUGACAAUGACAUGUACUCUGGUGGAAUCGAUCAGUAUGAAGAUUGGUCAAAUGUUGCAAAAUCAGAACCACGUGAAGACUCUCAAGAAUUCAAACAACUUGUACAUGAUUUCUUCUUAUCUUUCACAAAAAAAUUGAAUGAAAACUCAAGUGUGAGAAGAAGAUACAUGGAGCAAGGGAGAGGAGGUAGCUUAUUCUGCAUCGUUUGUGGCAGAAGUCUUUCAAAAGAGUUUAUGGACACACAAAGGUUAGCAAUGCAUGCUUUCAUGUCAAGAAAAGUUGGAUUAAGAGCACAACAUUUAGCACUUCACAAGGCGAUUUGUUAUAUGUUAGGGUGGAAUGGUUCUUUAUUACCUCAAGAAACCAUUAGAUGGUUUCCAGAACCUCUUUCCUCUAAUGAAUCUUUGGCCCAAAAAGAAGAUCUAAUAAUCUGGCCUCCACUUGUCAUAGUUCAUAACAUAUCAAUCUUGAACAAUGACUCAAAUGCCAGCGGAGUGGGACCCACAUCCAUUGAAGAACUCGGACAGUUUCUGAGAGGUAAAGGUUUGAGUGGUGGGAAAGUUAGACUUGGGAAACAUGCAAAUUGCAGCAUAAUGUUGGUGAAGUUUUUGGCUACGUUUUCUGGGCUACAAGAAGCAGAAAAGAUUCAUGAAUAUUUUGUCAAGAAUAAACAUGGAAGGAAAUAUCUUGAACAAAUAAUUUCCGGAAAAGGGAAAAGCAAAAAUGGGGAGGGUGAAAAUGGGAAUAAUGGAGAUAAAGAGGGUGAGAGAGUAGUGUUUGGGUACAUGGGUAUUGCUGAAGAUUUGGAUAAAGUUGAUUUUGAUACAAAAAGGAAAUGUUCCAUUAAGAGCAAGAAGGAAAUUAAGGACAUUGCUGAUGCUCCUGUGAAACCUGAGUGAAAAAAGAACAAGAAAAAACUCUUCUUUAGAGCUUAUUAUACUUUUUUUUAUUGGCUUUCACUUCAUAUCUAUGCUAUUAUUCCUUAGUUUUAAUCCCACAAAGAGAUUGUAUAAUCCCCACGUUUUGAUCUAAGAACUUUGUUUUAAUAUUAUAAAAUGGUUUUAAUAUGUUUGUGGC
Messenger RNA from Lactuca saligna, 3043 nucleotides. The record is from the annotation of a GenBank genome assembly. NCBI's taxonomy places the organism in Eukaryota, Viridiplantae, Streptophyta, Magnoliopsida, Asterales, Asteraceae.